This is a messenger RNA of Dreissena polymorpha, 5702 nucleotides long. RefSeq names its product vang-like protein 2-B. The record is from RefSeq and is a predicted model, not a curated record. NCBI's taxonomy places the organism in Eukaryota, Metazoa, Mollusca, Bivalvia, Myida, Dreissenidae. Gene Ontology annotation, cellular component: plasma membrane. Gene Ontology annotation, biological process: multicellular organism development; Wnt signaling pathway, planar cell polarity pathway; establishment of planar polarity.
CACCGUUUGAUGAUUGGUCGCCGUUUCUUUUUCCACCCUACUGUAAUAGACCUGGAAAAUUGUUAUACUUGGCACUGUUUCCUACAUUCAAUAUGCGCUUACAAAUCAAAUAGAUUCAACAAAGAGUCUUGGAUUCAUCAACAUUAGAGAAUGGACGGUGCUGAGUCGGUGAGAUCAGGUCGUAGUGAGCGCUCAGAUCGAUCACAUCGUAGUCAUGGCAGCAGCCAUCACAGCCGCCACCACCGUCACACGCGCCCACAUGGCUCUUCCAAUCACAGUCAGCGGGGGUCGCAGCGGGGAACGGAUACGGGACGACCGCUCAGUCACCAUACAGCCACCUGGUGGCAAUGGGUCUGAUGUGGACAGUCGCGUGGCGGAGAGUGAAAAAAUUGAGGUGCAGAUUUUGCCCCAGGAUGAUAAUUGGGGCGAUAACACGACUGCUUAUACUGGGAACACAAGUGAGACUGGAUUUUCGAUGGACGAUAUGCGAAGGUUUGCAAAGGAAUCAUUUGAUGACGAUUCUUCUAGUGGCAUUGACUGCUGUAGGUAUAUUACUACAGGAUUCGCGGGACUUAUCAGUUUGAUGGCUUUUUUUUCCCCGGUGGCCAUGGUGGUUUUGCCUAAGUUGAAAAUCAGUGGAUGGUCGACAGGAAUGUGUGGCGUAGAAUGUGAAGGACUGCUUAUCAGUAUGGCCUUCAAAUUGCUUAUUCUCCUCAUAGGGACUGUGGCCUUGUUUUUUCAUCGUCCGAGGGCCACCAUGCCCCGGGUGUUUGUGUUUCGAGUGGUAGUCCUCUUCCUCGUAUUUAUACUUACAUUUGCCUUUUGGCUGUUCUAUGGCGUGAAAAUCAUGCAAGAGCAGGAGGAAAACUAUUAUCAUAUAGUGCAGUUUGCUGUCCACCAAGUGGACGCGUUGCUCUUCAUCCAUUACAUCGCUAUUAUUCUCCUCAUCAUUCGCCAGCUCCAACCUCAGUACGUGCUCCACGUGGUGAGAUCUCCAGAUGGUGAAAGCCACACGUACACUCUUGGUAACCUUAGCAUUCAGCGCGCUGCAGUGUGGAUCCUUGAACAGUACUAUAAAGACUUUCAGGUGUACAACCCCUACUUGGAAAACGUGAUGAAAAAAAAUGCUAUGAAAAUGAGUGGUCUGAAAUUUUAUGACGUCGAUGGUGGGCAGCAAACAAAUAACAAUGCGCGAUCCCGUGCUAUGUUUACAGCCGCAGCACGACGCAGGGAUGCCAGCCAUAAUGACAGAUUCUAUGAAGAGCAAGAUUACGAACGAAGGGUGAGAAAGCGUAGGGCACGACUUCUCACUGCGGCAGAAGAGGCGUUUACACACAUCAAGCGAAUGCAGGAAGAAACAGGUCCAGCAGUGCCAAUGGAUCCUCAGGAAGCAGCCCAAGCCGUGUUCCCAUCAAUGGCUCGACCACUCCAGAAGUACCUGCGUGUUACCCGACAACAGCCCCGCUACACGAUGGAAUCUGUGCUACAGCACCUGGCGACAUGCAUCAGUCACGACAUGAGCGCUAAGUCGUUCGUAGAGCGCUACAUGUAUCAGGGAGUGGUCAUAAUGAACGCAAAGGAUUACAGGGACACUCAGAAUUGGGUGCUUGUGUGCGACCAGUUGCUUACGAGGGAAAUUGAGCAUAACUUUGUGUUUCAGUUGAGACAGAAUGAUGUGUCCUUGCUGUGUUCUGUGCGAAAGUUGCCACACUUUAACCUGACUGAGGAGGUGAUAGAUCCAAAGUCGAAUAAAUUUGUUCUCAAGUUGAGUUCAGAGACAUCUGUAUAGCGAUGUUGGGAGUAGCAAGCAUAAUACCAGUAACCUAUUGUAGUGUGGUUGUGUACAGUUAUAUCGUUUGAUGUAUAUAUACAGGUACAUGUUUUAUAUUAAUUGGUUUAUCAUCUUUGAAUUCAAACUGAAAAAUAAUGAGGAAUGAUGCACAAUAUUUGUUUUUGUACUUAUCUGUAUAGAUGUUUCUUAGAUGCCAGUUAUAUAUGGUGAAAGAUAAGAAAGUCAAGUGAAUAUGUUUUGCAUUAUGUGUUUUAUUUGGUUGUGUUGUAAUUUCAUGUAAUGAUAUUUGUGAACCAGUUGUGAUUUUUCAGUAAAAUUUUGCAUAGUGCAGCACCUUCUUUCCUUGAAUAUGAUAAAGUUUCUCUGGGGCAGCCAGCAUAAUGUUUCCAAGUAUUGAGUGCAUACAUCAAUAUGUGAGGAAGUAUAUGUGCAACCUCCCCUGUGUGAAUUAAAUGUGUAUACAUGUAGGGUAAAAGGAUCCAUGCAGAAUAAUGACCCUUGUCUCACUUUUUAACAGUUCUGGUUGAUGAAUGUUUUGUAGAAGCAAAUAAAGGACUCCUGCUUCAUUAAAUUCAGUUUUGUCCAGAUAAAUUGUAUGGUUAUUAUGUUUUUAAAGAGCAUUUUCUAAUGAUAAGCAUUAUGAAAUCAACCCAUUAAAGUAAUAGAUGUUUUUACAUGACAAAAAAUUUCCUUGUGAAAGAAAUACACAACUGUCCUACCCCUGGCUGAUAAAGCUGAAAAGUGUUCAGGUUACAUUAAUGUAAUAAAUGUAUAAUUGUUGAUUUGAAGUCAAUUUUAUAACAAAAAAUCAAUUAAAGUUAUUCCUCAUCGUAAUCGAUGUAAUCCUGAAAAGAAAUAAUUUUAUGGGCUUAUUGGAAAUUGUGUUCAUUAAUGUGUUUUAAAUGGCCAAAUUAUCAGAAGUUUUCUUCCUUCAACACACAUAGGCAUUCUGAUUGGAAAAAAAAUCAGCACAAAAGGACACAGUGUGAAUUGAUCAUAAAUUGGUUAUGAAUUUAAAAUGUAAAUAAAUCUGGUAGAAAAUGGAUUACCUAUAUUGGUUGUUGACCCAGAUGAUACAGCUAACACUGAGCAUGUAUUCUUAUCUACAAAGAGUGAACACAACCUUGCUGAUUGUCCGGGAGCACUCUAGCUUUUAAGUAUUUUUCAUGAGUUUCAAUGCAUACUAAAUUAUAAAGCUUUAAAAAAAAACACACGUGGGUUUCAUUUUUGAACCAAAUAAAUUCAUAUGUGCUUUUCUUAAGUAAUGAGUUAAUCAUUCAAAAUGUUAAUUGAAUGUGUUUUUUUUGGGGGGGGGGGGGGCUGAGAGAUUUUGAUCAUUAAUGUAGUAUUUAAAAAAACAAGGUUAAUAAAUUUAUAUAUAAAAUGUCUUUAUAUCUCAUUUAUAUAAUUAUUAAUUGCAUAUGUGUAAAUUUGAAAUUGUUUAUAAAGGAGUUAUGUUUAAAAACGUAUCUGCCAUAACUGAAAAGAACUUGAGGUAGGUCAAUAUAACGUAUGGAGAUCCUGUUCUUUCUCCAACAACAUCAUAAGCCUGUAAUGGCACUGCUAAUUAGAGUUGUGUUCUGAGAAAACUGGGCUUAAUGCAUGUGCGUCAAGUGUCGUCCCAGAUUAGCCUGUGCAGUCCGCACAGGCUAAUCAGGAAGGACACUCGCUUUUAUGACAUUUUUCAUUUAAAUGAAGUCUCUUCUUUGCAAAAAUCCAAUUUAGGCGGAAAGUGUCGUCCCCGAUUAGCCUGUGCGGACUGCACAGGCUAAUCUGGGACGACACGUUACGCACAUGCAUUAUGCCCAGUUUUCUCAGAACACUAAUAACAGACUAAUUUGACUGUGAACAAUGUUCUGUUUUUGUUUAUUUUCCAAGUUUGUUAACAGAAUUCUGUAAUAGUUUCUGAUCUAAGAUCAUGAAGUGUUUGUGUAUGUAAAUAUUCAGUAUUGUACAACUGUAUUUAAAUGUGUAAUUGUUUAUAAUUUUGUCUACCAGUCUUUGCUUGAUAUGUAUUUGUUUUAAUGGAUAAGUUUCAUAUUUUCUAAAUUAUCGAACAUUCAAAAAAAUAUGAAUACCACUUAAACAUUUAGUUGUGUUAACGUUUUGCUUAAGCUUUAAUUGUCCCCUACCGGUGAAACUUAUGGUUUGCACUCCGUCUGUCAGUCUGUCUGUCUGUCAGUCAGUCCAUCACACUUUUCUGAAUCCUGCGAUAACUUUAAAAGUUCUUAAUAUUUUUCAUGAAACUUGAAACAUGGAUAGAUGGCAAUAUGGAGAUUAUGCACGUCAUUUCAUUUUGUUCCUACGUCAAAAAUUAUGGUUGCUAUGGCAACAAAUAAAAAAAAAAAUAUGUUUACUAACAAUGGUGGAGUUUCACCGGUAGGGGACCAUAUUGCUUGGCAAUCUCUUGUUUCUUUUAUUCUCUUAAAUAUUCCAGGAAUUUAGAUCCAUAUUAAAAUGGGUUUGAUAUUUGAAUUUUCAGUAUUUUUUAUGUAAAAAUGUUUAUUUUAUGUGUUUCCAAAGUUAUAAAUGUGCAUAUAAAUGUAUUUAAUUUUGUGUUAAUGGUGCUUUAAAUAUUGUUCUCAGUACAACAGCUGUUUUUUGUUUGAAUUAUCACACAAGCUUUAUAAUUAAUGUCAUAUAUGUGCAGGUUGUUUGUAACCAAACAUAAAAUGUGUUGGUCAGUCUGCUGUAUGUAUCUCAUGUAUAUUUUUAUAUGAUGGGUACAAACUGAUUCCCAUUAAGGUAUUCAUGACAUAGUCAUAGGGAUUUAGCCCCCUUCCAUUUCUAUGCCCCAGUCUGUAAAACAAACUCUAAGUCAAACUUUAUUUUCCCUCUUUUUGUGGAUGUUCUUUUAAUUACACACACAUGUUUUAAUUGACUGUUGAUGAUUAUGAGAUUAACUUUCAGUAUUUCUUGGUAUAAGCAUCAAAUUAUAUUAAUAACUAGCAUACCUAAUGAGUAAAUGCUAAAUGAAUGCUUUACCUUUUCCAAUCUGGCUAAAUCCCUAUUUUCAAGAAAAUCUAAAGCUAUAUUUUUUAUCUUUUAGUGAAAAGCCAUAACUUUCCACAUAACAAUGCAAGCUCUUUGAGGCCUGUUAAAAACUAAAGACUUGCACAGCUGUAAUGUUGGUUGUAUUGAAACUGCACCAUGCAAGUCACAAUGUUUAUGACUAUAUACUAAGAUAAAGAUUUAUACGUUUUAACCUACUGAUUUUGAAUUAUAGGUGUUCAUAACCCUUUUAUACAAUUAAGUUGUGUUCUACAUAUUGUGUUGACAAAUAGUAAAUAUAUUUGUUAUAUUGAGUGACUUAUGCGUUGGUCUGGCUGAGCCAUCUGGUGGUAUUUAUUUGUGUGAGCUGUUUUGUCAGAAGUCCCUUUUAUAAAACUGUAGUAAAAUAUAACAUGUGAAAAUAAAUAUCUUACAAUUGCAUUUCUGUGUUACAACUUUUUGACAUAAUUUUACUUUGGUUAUUUGUCAAUUCAGUUAAUCAAUAAUAAUUUUUUUCUAAAGACAGGUCCAACAUUUAAACAGUUUUCCUUAUCAGUUGAACACUGCAUGAUAAAAGGGACUUGAAUAGAAGACUUAUGACAUUGGUUAUAUGUUUGAAUGAAGAAUUAUACAUAAUAAGUUGUAUUAACCAAAACUGUGCCAUGUCAUUGAAAUUCUUCCUUGUCAUCAACAUCACCAUCCCUGAUUGUAUUUACCAGUAUUUACACAUAACUGAGCCAAUGUGUAUUUUGUACUAUGCAUUUUGUUUGCAUUCUUUUGUGUAUAAAUGUUGCUUCUACAAGUAAAUUUAUAUACUAAUAACUAAUAUUGAGAUAAAUUCUAAGGUUCAGCAAUUUUGUUUUUGUAGAUCUUUAUUUUGUACAAUAUUUUGUCAAUAAAAUGGUAGACAUUUGUGUAA